CCAUGGCCGAUCUCAUCGCUGUCAAGUCUCUAUUUCUAUCCCAAUUAUGAAGCAUCUUCAAUGAUUUUUAGUGGUUUUAAAAAGUGGAAGUGAUAGUGUGGCGGUGCGGUCUCGGAGAUAGUGCUCGUUGGUCGGCAGCACCAUGUUCAGCGGGACGGUGCGUGUGAAGGUGUGUGAGGCGACGGGCCUCAGGCCGACCGACUUUCAGAAACGGCACAACAUGACCUUCGGAAAGCCAGACGACCAGCCAAUAGAUCCGUACGUGUCGAUCGAUGCCGACGAGCACCAUCUAGACCGGUCGAGCACCAAACCGAAAACGUUCGACCCUGUGUGGAAUGAGACAUUCAUACACGAGGUUCAGAACGUCACAAGCUUGGGCAUCACAGUAUUUCACGAUGCAGCUAUUCCCCCUGAUGAUUUUGUUGCAAACUGCACUAUUCCCUUUGAAGAUCUGAUGCACCGUGAGAAAGAUGCUACUGAUUUCUGGGUGGACUUAGAACCUCAGGGCAAAUUACAUCUGAAAAUUGAUCUGAAAUGGAAUUCUCAAGUGGCGGCGGCGGCGGGCGCGCGCGCGGCGCGGGGGCGCGAGUUCAAGGAGGGCGCGGGGUUCGCGCGGCGGCGCGGGGCCAUGCGGCGCCGCGUGCACCAGGUCAACGGCCACAAGUUCAUGGCCACCUUCCUGCGCCAGCCCACCUUCUGCAGCCACUGCCGCGAGUUCAUCUGGGGUAUCGGGAAACAAGGAUACCAGUGUCAAGUUUGUACUUGCGUCGUACACAAGCGGUGCCAUUCGUCCGUCGUCACCAAAUGUCCCGGGAUGAAGGAGGAGCAGCUGGGCGACGUGGACGUGUCGGGCGGGCAGCGCUUCAACGUGAACGUGCCGCACCGGUUCGUGGUGCACUCCUACAAGCGCUUCACGUUCUGCGACCACUGCGGCUCGCUGCUCUACGGCCUCAUCAAGCAGGGCCUGCAGUGCGAAGUGUGUUCCAUGAACGUGCACAAGCGCUGCCAGAAGAACGUGGCGAACAACUGCGGCAUCAACACCAAGCGCAUGGCCGUCAUCCUGCACGAGAUCGGCGUGUCGCCCGACAAGCACCCGCGCCCCAAGGCCUCCAAGUAUUUGAACACAUCGCUAAUGGAGGGACCCCCGGAGCUGUCCUCCGACGAGGGGAAGGAUUCUGACAAACACGACGACAAAAGUGUGCCGGCCGCGCUGUGGGACUCGCACUGGGCCGAGCUCCAGGAAAUAUUCACGUGCUACGAAGGUUCGAAGCGGGAGCCGCCGUGGCGUUCUCACUGGGACGAUCUGCAGGACAUAUUUAGUGGCCAAGGUUCUAUAUUCAUUUCAGUCGAACGAAAAGCCAUCGUAAAUCGCGGCGACGGCGACGGCGACGGCGACGGCGACGGCGACGGCGGCCACAAGGUGUCGCUGGCCGACUUCCACUUCAUCAAGGUGCUCGGCAAGGGCUCGUUCGGCAAGGUGAUGCUGGCCGAGAAGAAGGGCACGGACGAGGUGUACGCGGUGAAGGUGCUGAAGAAGGACGCCAUCAUCCAGGACGACGACGUGGAGUGCACGCUGACGGAGCGGCGCGUGCUGGCGCUGGCGGCGCGGCACCCGUUCCUGACGGCGCUGCACUGCGCCUUCCAGACGCCGGAGCGGCUGUUCUUCGUGAUGGAGUACGUGGACGGCGGCGACCUGAUGUUCCAGAUCCAGCGCGCGCGCAAGUUCGACGAGCCGCGCGCGCGCUUCUACGCCGCCGAGGUCACGCUGGCGCUCACCUUCCUGCACUCGCACGGCGUCAUCUACCGCGACCUCAAGCUCGACAACAUCCUGCUGGACAGCGAGGGCCACUGCAAGCUGGCCGACUUCGGCAUGUGCAAGGAGGGCAUCCUGGACGGUGCGACCACCACGACCUUCUGCGGGACUCCAGAUUAUAUUGCGCCGGAGAUCCUGCAGGAGCUCGAGUACGGCCCGUCGGUGGACUGGUGGGCGCUGGGCGUGCUGCUGUACGAGAUGCUGGCGGGGCAGCCGCCCUUCGAGGCCGACAACGAGGACGACCUGUUCGAGUCCAUCCUGCACGACGACGUGCUGUACCCCGUGUGGCUCUCCAAGGACGCCGUCUCCAUACUGAAGGGCUUCAUGACGAAGAACCCGUCGCGGCGGCUCGGCGUGCUGGGCGGCGCGGGCGGCAUCCGCCAGCACGCCUUCUUCCGCGACGUGGACUGGGACGCGCUGGCGCAGCGCCGCCUGCGCCCGCCCUUCCGGCCCAAGAAGAGCAAGCGCGAGGCGGCCAACUUCGACGCGGAGUUCACGAAGGAGGAGCCCGGCCUGACGCCCGUGCCGCCCAACGUGCUGCGCGCCAUCAACCAGGAGGAGUUCAAGGGCUUCUCGUUCGUCAACAAGGACUUCAACCCCGCGCCGCCGCAGCCCUGAGCCCCCCCGCCGCCCGCCCCGCCCCGCCCGCGCCCCCCCAUGUGACAGUUCUAUUUAACGUUUCGGUGACGACUCUAGUCACGGCAGUAUCGGUCGACCUCGUACGUGAUACUUGUUUUUUAAUAGACGACUGCGUUUGUAAAUAUAU
Messenger RNA from Vanessa atalanta (red admiral), 2579 nucleotides. It is a transcript of the gene Pkc98E, whose product is annotated as protein kinase C. NCBI's taxonomy places the organism in Eukaryota, Metazoa, Arthropoda, Insecta, Lepidoptera, Nymphalidae. The transcript is spliced from 18 exons. Gene Ontology annotation, molecular function: diacylglycerol-dependent serine/threonine kinase activity; ATP binding. The coding region runs from base 143 to 2431 and encodes 762 amino acids. The record is from RefSeq and is a predicted model, not a curated record. Gene Ontology annotation, biological process: protein phosphorylation.